AUGAACGUCAUCAAGCUGCAGCGCAAGUACCCCAACUUCUCUCAAGAGGAGAUGAUGGGCCUCGUCAAUCAAUUCAAGUGAGUGUUUCAAGCUGAGUCGAAGCACUCCACUCGAUCUUCCAUUCGAUGCCAUCUACACGACAAGUCAAGCUCGAUCGAUCCCGUCCGGCCGACCGCCGAGAGGCCGAGCCUGUCCACUGCACGCUCGGCCAAGCGAAUCGUGCACAAAGAUGGACCUUCCGAGGGAAGAUGAGGCCGGAGGCAAGAGUGUGCCGUCCAGCAGCAUAAUGGUUCCGACCCACUGGCGCACGACGAGCACGGGCGGACUGACGGGACUGUGUCGUCAUCGAACCGAACGGCUCGUGAUUCAUCCCGGCCGUCGAGUUGUUUCCGGCUGACUCAAGCCUCUGGGGUCUGUGUGUCUGCAGCACCAUCGAUCUCGACUCGACGGGUCGUUUGCCCAAGUCGACCGUUCUGACUUCCUUGUCCUCGGGCGCCUCGUCGUCAUCCGCCGCCGGCAAGUACACCUACGACCAAGUCCGCGAGACACUCAAGCAGGUCAACCUCGAUUCUUCGGGAGCGGUCGAGCUCGACGACUUUGUGGAUCUCGUCUCGAAGUUGCGAGAAGGUGCAGGAGCGGGAGCAGGUCAGGUCUUGAGGGGCGGCGCGUUGAGCGGACUGAUCGGGGCCAACUCGGGAACAAAAGCUGCUGUCGGCGCUGGUCCCAUCGGCGCUGGGGGAGGUGCUGGCUCGACUGGGGGUGGUGGAAAGGUGCUCGUUCAGGGAUCCAACACCAACAUCACCCACUCGAUCAACGAGGACGAACGAACCGAGUUCACGAGGCACAUCAACCAGGUCAGAAGAUCCUGAUCGUCGCUGAAUGACCAGCAGGGGUCGGCAUGAGCUGACUGCGAAUUGUGUACGAUUUUCGCGUAUGGUCUAGGUCCUUGCUGGAGAUGCCGAUAUUGGAUCGAGGCUGCCCAUCCCCACCGACACGAUGCAAAUCUUCGACGAGUGCCGAGGUAGGUCGAGCUCCCACUUUUCACCACGACCCCUCCUCGGGCUGAUACUUCAAAAUGUAACAUAACCACAGAUGGUCUCAUUCUCUCCAAAUUGAUCAACGACUCGGUCCCCGACACGAUCGAUGAGCGUGUGCUCAACAAGCCCAAGGCAGCUAAGAAGGCGCCGUCGGCCAUGCCCGCACCUUCGGGAGGAGCGGCUAAAUCCAUCAACGCCUUCCAGAUGACCGAAAACAACAACCUUGUCAUCUCUUCUUCGAAAGCGCUCGGCUUGUCCGUCGUCAACAUCGGUGCCUCGGACUUGGUCGAAGGUCGCGAACACCUCAUCCUCGGUCUUAUUUGGCAGAUCAUCCGCAAAGGUCUCCUCAACAAGAUCGACAUCAAGCUCCACCCCGAGCUGUAUCGACUCCUUGAGGAUGAUGAGACCCUGGAGCAAUUCCUACGCUUGCCCCCAGACCAAAUCUUACUGCGAUGGUUCAACUAUCAUCUGAAGGCGGCGAACUGGCCUCGACGGUGAGUGCGAUAUGGCGAGGAAGAUAUUCGCACUCUAGCAACGAUUGAUUCUAGAGAUAUCCACCCACCACAUGCAGAGUCACCAACUUUUCGAAGGACGUCUCGGAUGGAGAGAACUACACCGUACUGUUGAAUCAGCUCAAGCCCGAGUCCUGCUCUCGUGCACCUUUACAGGAGCGAGAUUUGCACAACCGUGCCGAGCAGGUGAGCAAUUGUAGCAUCAUGUGGGGUGUUCACGUUUCGUGAGGAUUCCCAGAUCUCAUGCACUCGCUCUGUCGUUGCAGGUCUUGCAAAACGCCGAUGCGAUUGGCUGCCGCAAAUACUUGACAGCGAGCUCGCUCGUUGCCGGGAACGCCAAGCUCAACCUGGCUUUCGUCGCCAACCUGUUCAACACUUGGCCGUGCCUUGAACCUCUCGAGGAGAACGAGCGACCCGUCAUUGAGGACUUUGAUGCCGAAGGAGAGCGCGAAGCCCGCGUGUUCACGCUCUGGCUCAACUCGCUUGAUGUCGACCCGGGAGUGUAUGAUUUGUUCGAGGAUCUUAGGGUGGGUCGGUGCCACUGGUGUUCCAUGGUUAUAAGCGAGUUGAUCUGAUCGUGUCCUUCGACCUUGCCCCCCAGGAUGGUUUGGUCCUACUCCAAGCGUUCGACAAGGUCAUCCCCGGCUCGGUGGUCUGGCGCCGUGUUGCCAAGACACCGCUUCCUCUUUCGCGAUUCAAGGCCGUCGAGAACACCAACUAUGCUGUCGACCUCGCCAAGGCGAACAGGAUGCAGAUGGUCGGCAUUCAAGGCUCGGAUCUUGUCGAUGGUUCUCGCACGCUCACGCUCGGCCUGGUCUGGCAAAUGAUGCGCCGCAACAUCCUCGCCACGAUAGCCAGUCUCAGCAAGGGUGGUCGCGAGAUCACAGACAGUGAUAUCGUCAAAUGGGCGAACGACCAAGUUGCCAAGGGAGGCAAGCGAUCGACCAUGCGCAACUUUAAGGACCCGAGCUUGAAGACCGGUCACUUCUUUCUCGAUCUGUUGGACUCGCUCAAGCCCGGCUACGUCGACUACACACUCGUGUACGAGGGCAGGAACGAAGAGGAGUGCAAGGCAAAUGGUAAGAUUAGGUGAAUCUUUCCCUUCCUUUCAGGUAGAGUCUGACCUGGACGUGGUUCUCCGUAUAGCCAAACUUGCGAUUAGUAUCGCCCGGAAGCUCGGUAAGUUGCUGUUGGGGCUGCGUGGGUGCGCUCUCGGUAACGCUGACGCUAGUCUCUUUGCGUGCGCGCAGGCUCCCUCAUCUUUAUCGUUGCCGAGGACAUUGUGGAAGUCCGACCGCGUCUCAUCCUGACGUUCACGGCCGCGCUGAGUAAGCCGACUUGACCCGACGCCCCGUGAGCAGCUUGGCUGAGCCGCAUUUAUUGUCCUUUCCCCACAGUGGCUCUUCAAGGUGCUCACUGA
This is a messenger RNA of Microbotryum saponariae, 2969 nucleotides long. The record is from the annotation of a GenBank genome assembly. NCBI's taxonomy places the organism in Eukaryota, Fungi, Basidiomycota, Microbotryomycetes, Microbotryales, Microbotryaceae.